UCAUUCGUCCGCUGUCUCGCGUCGCUGCCGCCAGGUGGCUGCUGACGGACUGAAGGGUGAUUCUAACAUCUCGAGCUUUCCCCCCCAGGUUUCAGCCCCAACUAUUCACCAUGUGCUUCGCUCCAGGUAGCUCCAUUUGGUUCUGCGUGGUGGGGAAGAGUUACGCGGACGGGAUAUGCCACGAGAUAACACCAAGUCGUCACGGAUAGCAUGACUUGAUUUUGUCGUCUGCAUUGGAAGUGAAAAGCGCGCCAUGGCUAGCCGCAAGAGUCAUUCUCCGAAAGAAGGAUCUUCCGCGUGGAGAAAACAGCCUCCAGAUGGCUUGUCCCCCGAUCUGUUUACAAAGAUGUCCAAGAAAAUUGCGCAGCUCACGAAGGUCAUCUUCACAUUAAACACGCGUGUGGAAGACCAAGAAGCCCUGAUACAGGCCAUGAAGGAGUUUCACGAAGAAAGCAUGCAGAAAAUCAUAGCCGACGCCAAGGAAAAAAUUGCACAGUGCCAGACUAAGGUGAGACGCGAAGUGGACCUUCUCCAGCAACUGGGCCAGCUUGAGAGCGAACUUCUGCAGGAGCGCGAAGAUAGGACACGAUUGGAGCUCGAUAUGCAAAUGCUUCGACAGCGGAUCGCCACUGCUCCGCCGGCCAACUGUAACGGGGUGUGCGUUUCGCGGAACCAACAGCUCGUUGCCCUAUACCAGGAUGUUCGGGCAGCCGGAGACGCAUUCAGGAGAAAAGUAGACGACUUCGAGCUACUUCACAUGAAGAUGAUGCUUGCUCUGGAGAACGGCUACCAGAACGGCGACAAUUCCGUCGUGCCGAGCAGCAACGCUCUGGUGAAAAGCGACUAUGAAAGCAAAACCCUAGCGGCGUCUUACGAAGCAGAAUGGGGACACGUUGCCAAGAAGAACGAGUUCUUGCGAGAACAAUGCGACCGACUGUUUGAUGAGAACAGCAAAAUACGACGCGAAUUCGAAGGGAAGCUGGCCGAACUGAAGUCCUUCUACGAGGAUUCCUUGCUGAAGAUCCAAGGCAGCCAUAAACUGGAGCUGGCAAAUGAUUACUCACUGGCUUGCUGCGACAAGCAGGACGCAGCCGGGAAGACGUAUGAGAAACUCAACCUAAAUUUCCGCCGACGGGUGGACGACUUGCUCCUUCAGCUGUCCAAGAGCGAACAGGAAGUAGAACGGUAUAGCAAAGAAAUGAAAUUUCUCUGCGAAGAACUGCAGAAGCGCGAAAAGACCUUGAAAGUAAUGGACGAUCAGGUUAAUUGCGGCAAAGAAGAGCAGCAAAAGUUAGUGUCUAGGCUGAAGCAAAGCGAGGCUGCCCUCACGCAGAUCAAGUCUUCCUGCUCGCAACAGAAGCAGGAGCUGAUGAACAAAACUGACAAAAUCAGCAUGCUGGAAGCGACGAAGAGCGAGCAGGAAGCUGCCAUCUAUCGGCUACAGACGGAGCUCGUAUCGCUGAAGGAGAAACUGCGGGGUAUCGCAGUUCUUAAAGAAGAUUGUGCUCGGCUCCAGGCGCAAGUUAGAGAACACGAAGCUUCCAACGCUGCCCUUAAAGCCGCUCAUGAACGGGAGGUCGCGGGUAAGGAUUCCAAGCUGGAAGGUGUAGAGAGGAUGUUGCAGACAUACAAGGAGGAAUCUCGGUGUCUGAAGGCCAUUCAGGAACAACUGAAGGCCGCUCUGCAAGAGGCCCACGAGAAGAACGAGGAGUUAAGCAAACAGCUGAAGGAGCGGAUGGAUAUACAGGCCGCUGAAGGCAUUCUGGCAAAAGCGCUUCGGCAGGAAGUGAAAACCCUCAAAAUACAGUUAAAGAACACCAUAGAGGAGCAGGAGUCCUUUCUUCAAGUUACGUUGAAGGAUUUCAAGCGAAAGGAAAACGCGCUUAACAGGACGUGGGAGGAGAAACUGUCGAGAGAGUUGGCAAAGGAAAGGGAGCUCCUAACUAUAAACGGGGAGCAAGAACGGGACAGAGCUGUCGACACAGUGACAGCGGAAAAGGACGCCAGCAUUCGAGCCCUGGAGCUCUCUUGGACUGAGAAGUACCAAAGUCUCCACGCAGAGCUCACGUGUGUCAAGGCCGAGCUGGAACAAACAACGAAAAUGGUCAGGAACCUCGAGUGCGACCUAGACUCAAAAGCAGCACGGUGGAGCGCCGAAAAGGAACAACUCGAUCGGGAGCUGUUACGGGCCACUGCGGAAUACGAAAAGAAGCUGGAAGACAUCGCCUCGAAACAUAGCAACACAAUGGCUGCUGCCGUCCAUGAGAAGGAGGCGCUGAUUGAGAAUCUAAAGCAGCAACAUCGGCGAGAGCUCGAGUUGCAGGCCGCCUACUUCGCAGAAACGACUGAGAAGCAAAAGCACGAAGCAGACGCUCGGCAUAACGAAGAAAAAGCGAAACUGAUUCAACAACAAGUUGAACAGCUAGCGGAACUUGAGAAGAGGCUCAACGAGGAACACGAGCUUGUCAAGGCAACCAUAUGCCAGUCGUACAAGUCAGAGACGCAGAAAUUGAAGGCCGAGUUAGAAAAGGUUCUACAGCAAGUCCGUUCUCAGGAAAGCGCCUUCGCAGGAACAGAAAAAGUCCUCCAACAAAGAAUCAUGGCACAGUCGUCGGACAUCAAACAGCUAGAAGCAUCAAGUGACAAGUAUCAAAGCGAGCUGGGAGCAGUCACCAAAGAACUCGAAUUGAAGAGGGACGAAAUUCUUCGAGUUCGCACCGAAGCUACCCAGCAGAUCAAAAACUUGGAGCUGUAUUGGCAGGGGAGAAUAACGAAGGAACUCAAGGAUAACGCUGCAAGAUUCGAGCGGGAGAAAAACCUAACGCAGUACAAAUUUAACAAAACGCAGCAGUUGCUAAGGGACAAAAUUUCAUCGUUAGAGUUCAUGUUAAAUCGUAAUCCAAAGCAUACACCCGUGGACGAACCACUACCUACCUACCAAACUAUAGAGAUGUCCACUGCCGUUCAUAGUACCGACGCAGAAUCUUCAGGAGCGCAUGUAACUGCGUCAUCAAACUCUUACAUGGCAUCUGCACUCUGUUCUCCACGAUUGCUUAAGAGAGCCGUGAACUUCAGUGAGUCAUCUUACCGUUCCCUUCUGCCACGGAGGCCCUCCCUCCCGGCCACCAACGCGCCACAUGACAGCAUAGCCAGCCGGAGUCCAGUCCCUCGACCCUGUGCUCAGAUCCCAUCUUAUGUCCCUACUAGAAGCCUCGAAACAGCAUCGUCUCCAGUCACAUCACCAGAACUCCUACGACGUCUAAGAUCGCCAGAGACACCGUCGAGGAUAGCCUCUCUAGAAAGGUCCCCAGACCUCCAUCGAAAGCGCUCCGUCUGGUUUUCAGACGGCCCUCGACCGAGCACGUCCGUAGAACCUUCAAAGGUUGACAGCAGCAAAAAGAACUCGAGAGACCACGACGCACGGAACAACAAGGACGGCGCGCACACGCAAGAUGACAAUAGGUCCUCUGGCUACAAUAUCCAGAGGAUGCUCGGUGACACGUUCAGAAGAAUGAAGUCGCAUAAAAGGGAAGAGAACGGCACGACGGACGUCGAAGUCAGGAAGAAUGGUUCGCGAUUUUGCGCCGCACUAUCAAAAAGUCCCCGGUUUACGCGGCGUACCGGUUUCGGUACGAUUCGGGAGGCCGACGAAACCGCGCCGGACAAGUGAGAGAGAACGCAGUUCGCAGGACGUAUUUUGUGUAUAUUGUACUUACUGCCUCGAAGCAUGACGAACUGACCUUUUUUGGAUGCCAACAACCGUGCGCUCUGCUACCGAGAACUGAACUGUGACCUAUAUGUAAAGAGGACUGGAUGUGAAAAUGUGUGACCGUUGAUACGCGUUCGAGAAGUCGUGCCUGCGAACUCAUGAUUCUCCAUCCUUUAUCGUUCGGAGGACAUUGGAAGCGCAAAGACUAGAAGCGUGUAAACAGAAGUUGAUGGUGCACCCCGAGGCAGGACUGGCAGAGUCUGCGUAUCUUAGUACAAACAUCGAUGAGACUAAGCUCUGAUGAGACUUGGUCUGCGUGUAUUCUCUUCACAAAGUGCCUUGGAUGAAUGGACCCAUAAAGGAAAAUCCAGCAGCAGCC
Ornithodoros turicata is the source of this 4088-nucleotide messenger RNA. RefSeq names its product protein FAM184A-like. The transcript is spliced from 19 exons. The record is from RefSeq and is a predicted model, not a curated record. Lineage: Eukaryota; Metazoa; Arthropoda; Arachnida; Ixodida; Argasidae. Bases 254 to 3670 code for a protein of 1138 amino acids.